AUCGUUGGUGUGUUUAAUGUUAACCAUUUUACAGAUAAAUUGUAAAGAGGAAUUGUUACAUUGACUAGAAUUUUAUGGCCAAAAUGGGAUAAAACGUGUAUUCGAACAUACCUUCUUUUCGUUUGUUAGUCUGCGUGAACAUGGAAGAUAGAGUCGUGACUCGAAAGAAAAGAGGACGGCCAAACAGAGGAGGUGGGCGAUUUAAUCGCGGCUCCUCAAAAAGCUCACGAGGGCGAGGUGGUCGUCGAGAUGAUGGUCGAGACGACAAGCAACAAUAUGGAGACAGGAGAAAAGAUGAACGUGAUGACAGAUUUGGGAAAAGGUCUGCACCACCACCACCACCACCACCUAGCUUUGAGAAAGAGGUCCGUGUUCCAAUGCAGAGACUACAUAUGACAUCAGAAAACCAAGAUAUGGUUGAAGACAUGCUUAAAGAUCUGAGAGGAGAAGAGAUUGAUGUGUACAGUGAUGAGGAGUAUGAUGAGCUAGAUGACCGCUAUGAGGACCAGUACUGGAUGACUGACAAUACCCUCUAUGUGGAGGAUGCUAUUAACUUCUCAGCUAAGAACCACUCAGCUCAAAAACCUAAAGUUACAGCUCCUGUAGACACUGUGAACAGAUAUGCAGUCAACAAACUGAUUAGGUAUGGGUUUGAGAAGCAAAGAUGUAUUGAAGCUUUGCAGCUUCUUGAUGGAGACAUCGGGUCGUCCUUUGAGUAUCUGUACUGUAAGUGUUUUGAUCUGCCAACGCUUACAGAUGUAGGUAAUGAUGUUGAUGAUGAAGAUAUUGAAGAAGAAACGGAUACCAAAGUAACACUAACAAAGGCAGAAAAACUACAGAAAAAUGGGAUCACAUGGGAGGAGAUUGAAGAACAGAGACAGGAGGAAAUCCUGGCCUUGGAGGCUAUUUAUAUUGAGGAAUUUGAAAUAAGAAUCCCGGACAGACUAUGGGUGUUUCGACUGGAACUCAAAAAUUUAAUGGACAUGGUGAUGAAUUCUGGUAAAGUAAAGAAAGAAUCCGAAGAAAAAAGUUUUGGAGAGAAUUCAGAAAUUUGUAAAUUUUUCAAGAAAGGUGCAUGCCAUUUUGGUGAUAGAUGUCGAUACAAACAUGUGGUGGAAGAUACUGGAAGCAAAAGUGACUCUGUUGAAAAGACUGACAAGGCAAACUUUGAACUAGAACUUCGUUUUGGGAGCGAUAAUAUAUAUCCUUAUGAACCGCCUAUUAUAGGAUUCUCUUCAAUUGCUCCUGGAUUUCCUAGUGAGAUCUGCUUGAAUAUAACAGAGUGUCUUCUUAAGGAGGCCCAAGAGCUGGCUUCAGCCCAGUCACCUGCUUCCUUCUCGCUUAUAGCCCUGCUGGAAGAUGACCUCAUGCUUGCACAGUGUAUUGAGAAACCUCCUUUAGCUUUUAGUCUUCCAGAACCCGAAAAUUCUGUCAUUCCAGGUGUUAGAUCUCUCUUAAGACAAGAAAAUAAUGCACCAAAGUCUGCUCGUAAUCUGGAUGAGGAAUCUUUUGAUGACAACUACAGUGAAAAACAGACUGAAGCAUUGGUGAAAAUGGUGGAAGCAGAGGGCAAGUUCCGACAGGAUGUGGAUGAUAGUAGUAGUGUGACUGAUGAGGUGGAAGAUAAACCAGUGACUGUGAAAAGAACAAAUUCUAGAGAGGUGGAGAAAGACAAGCAGAUAUCUCAAGCAGAAAUUCUUAAGCAAAACAGGAGACUGAAAGAUGAUUAUCAAAGAAAACUGGGAACAAAGGCUCUUGGUUCAAUGAUUUCACAAAGGAAACGUUUGCCUGCCUGGAACAAGCAAGAUGACAUCCUGGCAGCUUUGAAAAGUCAUCAAGUUUUGGUCAUUAGUGGAAUGACUGGCUGCGGAAAGACAACACAAGUACCCCAGUUCAUCCUUGACUCGUACUUGAACAAGAAGAAGGAUCUAAAGAUGUGUAACAUCAUGUGUACCCAGCCACGCAGGAUCUCGGCCAUGGCGGUGGCGGAGAGGGUCGCCGAGGAGAGAGUGGACAGACUGGGCCGCAUAGUGGGCUACCAGAUCAGACUGGAGAAAGUUCAGUCCUCUCUGACGAGGCUGUUGUUCUGUACCACGGGGAUCGUCCUGCGGAGACUGGAGGGAGACCCAGACCUCGAGGGAGUGUCCCAUAUCAUCAUUGAUGAGGUCCACGAGAGAUCAGAGGAAAGUGACUUCCUGAUGAUGUAUCUGAGAGACAUGCUGCCCAACCGACCAGAUCUGAAGGUCAUCCUGAUGAGUGCUACCCUCAAUGCCGAGCUGUUCUCCCAAUACUUCAAUGGCUGCCCCGUCAUUGAUAUUCCUGGUAAAACAUUUCCUGUCCAGUCUUUCUUCCUUGAGGAUGCUGUACAGUUCACACAUUUUGUGAUGGAGGAGAAAUCGCCGUACGCCCGGCCCCUGAAGCAGAUGAACGCUGUACGACAGGGACAGUCCUGGCAGACGUACGAGGAGGACUACAACUCUGACCCCGGGAAACCUCCGGGGGAGAGGAUGAAAGACGAGAACCUGACCGUCAAACAGCUCAUGUACAGAUAUUCAGAGUACAAGAAGUCGACAUGUAAAGCCCUGUCAAUGAUGGACCUAGACAAGAUUAACUACGACCUAAUUCUAGAACUUCUGGAAUGGAUUGUUGACGGAGAACAUCAGUUUCCUCUGGGAGCCGUCCUGGUGUUCCUGCCAGGGUUUGCUGAAAUACAGCAGCUGUACGAGGCACUGACCUCUCACAAAGUGUUUGGUGCCAGGAGUGGAGGAAGGUUUAAAAUCAUCCCCUUGCACUCCACGCUAUCCAGUGAAGAUCAGCAUGCUGUUUUUCUAAAACCUCCAGAAGGAGUAACAAAAAUUGUCAUAGCAACCAAUAUAGCAGAAACAUCCAUCACCAUAGAUGACAUCACUUUCGUAAUUGAUGCUGGGAAAAUGAAGGAGAAGAGGUAUGACUCUUGUAAGGGAAUGGAGAGUUUGGACACAGUGUGGGUCUCCAGAGCCAAUGCCCUACAGAGGCGGGGGAGGGCAGGGAGGGUGGCCUCUGGGGUCUGCUUCCAUCUGUUCACUAAGCACCGCUUUGACUACCACCUCCAGGAACAACCCAUACCAGAAAUUCAGAGAGCCCCAUUGGAGCAGAUCAGCUUGAGGAUUAAGAUGCUGGACAUUUUCAAAAAAGUUCAUGUUCAGGAGGUGCUGGAACAGUUACCUGAGCCCCCUGUGGAGGAAUCGACCCUGGCUGCCCUCAAACGGUUACAGGAUCUGGGGGCUCUGGAUGAAAACGAUGAGUUAACUCCCUUGGGAUACCAUUUAGGUUCUUUACCAGUAGAUGUCAGAAUUGGAAAACUGAUGUUGUUUGGGGCGAUAUUCAGAUGUCUGGAUCCAGCUCUCACUAUAGCAGCCACAUUAAGUUACAAGUCACCGUUUGUUUCUCCAUUCGAUAAACGUGAUGAAGCAGACAAGAAGAAGUUGGAAUUUGCUGUGGGAAAUUCGGACCAUUUAACAAUGCUCAAUGCUUACAAGGGGUGGAUUGAGGCUAGAAUGAGGUCACACAACGAAGGCUACAAAUUCUGUUUCCAGAAUUUCUUGUCAUCUAAAUCCUUACAGAUGUUGGCCAGCAUGAAGCAGCAGUUUGUGGAGCUGUUGUCAGACAUCGGGUUUGUGAAGGAGGGGAUCGUGGUCCGCGACGUGGAGAGAGCAGCCAGGGGUGGAUCCGAUGGAGUGGUGGAUGUCACAGGGAUUGAGGCAAAUAUCAAUUCCACUAAUUGGAAGCUGGUAUCAGCCAUUUUGGUUGGAGCAUUGUAUCCAAAUGUUGUGCAAGUCAUGAAGCCGUCGACCAAAUUCAGUCAGGGUAGCACAGGUGCUGUUUACAAGGCUCCAAAACCUGAUGAGUUAAAAUUCAGAACGAAAUCUGAUGGCUAUGUUUAUAUUCAUCCGUCCUCUGUGAACUUCCAAGUCAACCAUUAUGAUAGUCCCUACCUUGUGUACCAUGAAAAGAUCAAAACCACCAAGGUGUACAUACGAGAUUGCACCAUGGUCAACAUGUACCCACUACUGCUGUUCGGGGGAGGAAGUAUUUCCGUUGAUCUAGAAAAGGGAAACUUUGUCCUAACAAUAGACGAUGGCUGGAUAAGAUUCCUGGCUGAUUCAACCAAGGUUGCUGAGUUGGUGCGUGAGCUUCGGCUAGAACUGGACCAACUACUGACAGAUAAAAUCCAGAAUCCACACAUGGAUUUGUGUACAUGUCCCAAGGGAAGUAAAAUCAUUGAUACCAUUGUCAAACUGAUCAGUACUCAGUAA
This is a messenger RNA of Magallana angulata, 4295 nucleotides long. RefSeq names its product putative ATP-dependent RNA helicase DHX57. Lineage: Eukaryota; Metazoa; Mollusca; Bivalvia; Ostreida; Ostreidae. The transcript is spliced from 26 exons. Gene Ontology annotation, cellular component: intracellular anatomical structure. The record is from RefSeq and is a predicted model, not a curated record. The coding region runs from base 141 to 4295 and encodes 1384 amino acids. Gene Ontology annotation, molecular function: RNA binding; metal ion binding; protein binding.